AUGGCUAAUAACAACAAUAUUAGUUUUGAAGUUGAAGGGUCCUCUUCAAGAUUUAAUGAGAAAAUGCCACAAGAAGUUAAAAAGACAAAUGAAAUUAAGAAAGAGAGAAGCAUUAACAACACCAAUACUAUUCCAUUCUACAAACUCUUCUCAUUUGCUGAUAAUUUUGACAAAAUAUUGAUGUUUUGGGGAACAAUAGGUGCUGCUGGGAAUGGACUAUGCCAAGUUCUUGUGGCUGCCUUCUUUGGGGAUUUGGUGGAUGCAUUUGGACUAAACCAAACUUCAGUUGUGCUUCAACAAGUGUCCAAGGUGUCAUUAAAACUUGUUUAUUUGGCCAUCGGUUCAGGUGUAGCAGCAAUGCUUCAGGUGGCUUGUUGGACGUUUACUGCAGAGCGACAAGCUGCACGACUAAGGGUGUUGUACUUAAAAAGCGUUCUGCGACAAGAAGUUACUUUCUUUGACAAGGAAGUAAAUACAGGGGAAGUUAUUGGUAAAAUGUCUGGUGACAUUUUUAUCAUACAAGAUGCUAUGGGCGAUAAGGUGGGGAAGAUGAUAAGGUGCAUCUCAAUGUUUAUAGCAGGAUUUAUUAUCGCCUUCAUCAAGGGGUGGCUUCUAGCACUUGUUAUGGUUUCACCCAUCGUUCCACUGGUAAUAGUUGUUGGUGUCAUGUUCCUCUUCAUGUCUAGACAGGCUUCCCAAUCACACAAAGCUUAUUCUAAGGCAGCCAGUGUAGUUGAGCAAACAAUUGGUUCCAUCAGAACAGUUGCAUCAUUCACAGGUGAAAAGCAGGCUGUCGAGGACUAUAACAAGUCCUUACAAAAGGCAUACAGAUCUGGUAUACAUGAAGGACUUGCAAGUGGCUUAGGCUUGGGAUCGUCCCAUUUUAUUCUCUUUUGCAAUUAUGCUUUGGCUUUCUGGUAUGGUGGAAAAAUGAUCUUGGAGAAAGAUUAUACAGGAGGUUCAGUCUUGACCAUAACUCUAGCUGUGUUAACUGCUUCAUUGUCAAUAGGCGAGGCAUCUCCUUGCUUAGCUGCAUUUACAGCAGGGAAAGCUGCUGCUUUCAAGAUGUUUGAGACUAUAAACAGAAAUUCAGAGAUUGAUGUGUACAACAAUAGUGGGAUCAUUUUGGAUGACAUACGUGGAGAUAUAGAGAUAAAAGAUGUGUGUUUUAGUUAUCCAAGUAGACCAACAGAGAGAAUACUCAACGAGUUUUCAUUGUUAAUCCCUAGUGGAAAAUCUACUGCUUUGGUUGGUGGAAGCGGAAGUGGCAAGUCCACAAUUAUUAGUUUAAUUGAGAGAUUCUAUGAUCCACAAUCUGGUGAGAUUUUAAUAGACGGACGUAAUCUCAAAGACUUCCAGGUUAAGUGGAUUAGACAGAAAAUUGCUCUAGUAAGUCAAGAACCUACAUUGUUUUCAACGAGCAUCAAGGAAAAUGUUGCAUAUGGGAAAGAUGGAGCCACCAAAGAAGAAAUUGAAGCAGCAAUUGAGAUUGCAAAUGCAACUAAAUUUAUUAACAGACUACCUGAGGGAAUAGAGACAAAUGUCGGUGAACGUGGAACUCAACUCUCUGGUGGACAAAAGCAGAGAAUCGCUAUAGCAAGGGCAAUUCUGAAAGACCCUCGCAUUUUACUUCUAGACGAGGCAACAAGUGCUCUAGAUGCUGAGUCAGAGAAUCUUGUCCAAGAAGCACUUGACAAAAUUAUGGUUGAUAGAACAACCAUAAUAGUCGCGCAUCGCCUCAGUACAGUGAGGAAUGCUGAUAAUAUUGCUGUCAUUCAUCGAGGCACAAUUGUGGAGGAAGGUAAACACUUUGAGCUAUUGAAAGAUCCCGAGGGAGCAUACUCGCAACUUAUUCGCUUGCAGGAAAUAAAUCAAGAAAAAGAGCAACUUUGCCUCGAUGAUUCACAACUUCUUUCUACUGAGUCAAGACAAGAAUCCAAUUAUGAUACUACAGAAGUUAAAGGAAUUACUGAGACUAUACUGCCAAAAAGUACAGAUGCUAAUUUAGAAGUAUCUAAAAAUCUCAAAAAAGCUCAUGUUAUUCGCCUUGCACAUCUGAAUAAGCCCGAGUUUCCUAUUCUUCUUGUGGGAGCAGUAGUUGCAACAGUUUCUGGUUCCGUCCUCCCAGUUUUUGGUUUAAUAUUUUCCAACAUACUUAAAGCAUUUUAUGAGCCACCUGAUGAACUAAAGAAAGAUACACAAUUUUGGUCACUCAUGAUUGUGGUUCUUGGAACAACAUUGCUGAUUUCAACUCCACUAGAGACACUUUUUUUUACCGUGGCUGGUUGUAAGUUGAUCCAACGAAUUAGAUCGAUGUGCUUUCGUAGGUCUGUCCACAUGGAAAUUGGUUGGUUUGAUGAACCAGAGAACUCCGUUGGAGGGAUAGCCACAAAGCUCUCUACUGAUGCAGCUAUUGUUCGAGUUCUAGUGGGGGAUAUAUUGGCAAAAAUAACUAAAGAUCUUGCAGCUGCAAUUGUUGGGACGGUGAUAGCUUUUCGAGCAAGUUGGUUAUUGUCUCUGAUUAUCUUAGCCAUGGUACCAUUUAUGAUGGCCAACAUUUAUGUUCAGAACAAGUUUGCUAAAGGAUUUGGUACUGACGCAAAGAAGUAUGAGAAAGCAAGUCGAGUAGUCAAUGAUGCAGUCAGUAAUAUAAGAACUGUUGUUUCUUUUUGUGUGGAAGAGAAGGUGGUGGAGCUAUAUGAGAAGGAAAGUGAUGUCCCAAUAAUGGCCGGGACUGGAAAAGGGAUGAUUAGCGGUGUCAGUUAUGGUAUUACGUCUUCAUUCAUUUUCUUUGUAUAUGCAGCAAGUGGCUACGCUGGCGCUAGACUUGUAGAUGAUGGAAAAAUUUCAAAUGCUGCUACUUUCCGCGUUUUCCUUGCUGUGUAUUUGACAGCUAUAGUUAUUUCUCAAUCAACCUUUAUGAAUGAUUUUACAAAAGCUAAGAGUGCUGCUGCUUCAAUAUUUUCUAUAUUAGAUAGAAAAUCAAAGAUAGAUUCGAGUACAGAGGAUGGCUUAACUUUACACCAAAGCAAAGGAGAUAUAGAGUUUAAACAAGUAUGCUUUGCAUAUGCAACGAGGCCAGACAUCCAAGUUCUUAAUGGCUUCAGCUUGACAAUUUUGAGUGGCCAGACAGUUGCUUUAGUCGGAGAAAGUGGCUGUGGGAAGUCUACAGUGAUCUCACUCUUACAACGAUAUUAUAAUUUUGCUUCGGGUCAAAUUAUGCUUGAUAGGAUUGACAUCCAAAAUUUCAAUUUGAAAUGGCUGAGGCAUCAAAUGGGGCUUGUUAGCCAAGAACCAGUUCUGUUCAAUGACACGAUUCGAGCCAACAUAAUGUAUGGGAAGGAAGCUGGAGAUGCAACUGAAGCAGAAUUAAUAGCUGCAGCAAAAUUGGCAAAUGCGCACAAGUUCAUUUCUGGCUUACAGCAGGGGUACGAUACCAUGGUUGGGGAGCGAGGUGCUCAGCUUUCAGGUGGUCAGAAACAACGAAUUGCCAUUGCACGAGCUAUUUUGAAAAAUCCCAAAAUAUUAUUACUGGAUGAGGCGACCAGUGCACUUGAUGCAGAAUCUGAAAGGAUGGUCCAAAUGGCAUUAGACCAAGUCAUGGUGAAUCGAACUGCUAUUAUAAUAGCACACAGAUUAUCAACAAUUAAGGAAGCAGACGUAGUUUGUGUGUUGAAAAAUGGAGCCGUUGUAGAGGAAGGAAACCAUGAUACUCUUAUGAGUAACGAAAAUGGCCACUACGCUUCUCUCAUUAAACAUCAUAUGGGAUAACUCUUAUUCUGUCUGUAUACAUCCCUCUUGCUUUUCAUUAAGACAUUCACUAAGAAAUUACCACAAGUUGUAUGAUAGUGGCAGUUGCAUAGCAAACUGCAUAUUCUGUUCAUUCUUAAUAUGUACUACGGAUAAGGGCCAAAAACGCCCCCUUUCAUUCAUCUA
Messenger RNA from Solanum dulcamara, 3936 nucleotides. RefSeq names its product ABC transporter B family member 5-like. The transcript is spliced from 12 exons. Gene Ontology annotation, biological process: transmembrane transport. The coding region runs from base 1 to 3771 and encodes 1256 amino acids. The record is from RefSeq and is a predicted model, not a curated record. NCBI's taxonomy places the organism in Eukaryota, Viridiplantae, Streptophyta, Magnoliopsida, Solanales, Solanaceae. Gene Ontology annotation, molecular function: ATP hydrolysis activity; ABC-type transporter activity; ATP binding. Gene Ontology annotation, cellular component: membrane.